Fimicolochytrium jonesii is the source of this 2276-nucleotide messenger RNA. RefSeq lists its product as uncharacterized. Lineage: Eukaryota; Fungi; Chytridiomycota; Chytridiomycetes; Spizellomycetales; Powellomycetaceae. The record is from RefSeq and is a predicted model, not a curated record. Bases 150 to 2258 code for a protein of 702 amino acids. Gene Ontology annotation, molecular function: protein binding. The transcript is spliced from 8 exons.
CAUUUUCCCACCCUGCCCUGCCUCCUUUCAAAUUGAGAACUUCACCACUUCAAAAGUCAUAUCACCCGCUCCCUCGCUAUAGUCCGACGAGAGUUGCAACCAUUGAGAGGGAGAGUCGCUUUCCUUUCGCCUCAUAUACAAGUUUGCUCAUGUCUGAAAAAGGUCAACCUCGUAUAAGGCUUUCCAUCAAGCUUGGAGCUGGGAGCGCUCCUCUGAGUGCUAGCUCCAGCGCCCAUCAGGGUCAGUCUUCUGCUGGGACUCCUGGUGCGCGUAAGAACAAUGGCCCCCGGAAAGGGAUGAGUGCUUCGGAAGCGGCGCGGGCGUUUGGCGUAAAGCCUACCAGACCCGCGAGCGCGGCGGACCGGAACGACGAUAAUAAGAUUCGCAGCAGAAAACUGUCCUCAGAACAUGAGCCAUCAGUUCCUAUCAAGCUUUUGUUUAAGCCACCGAAAAUAUACAAGGCUUCAGCGAUACCGUCCGUUCCGGAACAUACCAAUACUUCAAGUCGAGCAAGCCACGGCGAUAGCGCUGAGGACUCAGAAGAGCUCAGUGUGAAUGCCACGAGUCCGGCAUCACCGAAGGACUUGUCGAGAACGAGCUCCGGGAAGCGUCCGGCCCCUGAACUGACGGAGAGGUUAAAUCCCUUGGCCAAACGCGUCCGACUAGACGAUGCAUUAGAUCACUUGGGCGACGAUGGGGAUGAGGAUGAUGGGCUAGAUCUUGACGAUGGCGACGAUAUGGAAAUGGGAAAGGACGCCGCGAACAGUGGGCCAAAUGCAUUGAUCGAAGGGAGUACAGCCAACGACGGCAGACUGCCUCAGAAGCCUACUCGGAAAACGAAAAGUCGUGGGAAAGGUUUCACGCCAAAGAGGCGGGUCACCGACGGGAAAGGUGUAUGGAAGCCGAAGAAAAAGAGUCUGCAUAUUAUUCUUUCCAAGAUACUUGUUGCUUUGAAAAGGAAGGAUCAAUAUGGAUUCUUUCUCGAUCCCGUCGAUACAUCAGUCAUCACAGACUACCUUACGGUUGUGAAAGAGCCUAUGGACUUCGGGACAAUGGAACGAAAGAUUCAACGACGCGUGUACAGAACAUGUGCAGAGUUCAAACACGAUUUCCAUUUGGUGGUCACCAACGCAAAGACCUAUAACCCCCCAGACACUGUUAUAGUGAGAGAAACUGAGAAGCUCGAGGAGUACGGAAACAGGUUGAUCGAGCGCGAGGAGAAGAAUGUCGCGGACGAGCCUGUUGUGCCCGAAGAUGGCAGCGCUCAUGCCUCCACUAAUACAUCAGAAGUAGGAGCAAAGCGUGGCGAGGUGAAAAGGAAGUAUUCGAAGAGGUACAAACCUGCUGAAGAGCUUGCUUUGCGCCUGUGCGCGCAAGUAAGACCAGAUGGAACGAGCUCCAAAGACCGCUCGUGGAACGCUCAUAAAACUUCGCGGUUCGAUGAAAUCUUGCAUCGAUUCUCAUCUGCCCGAAAACACUCGCUAAAGGAAGUUGACAAAGACGAACUAUUCCGCACAGUACUCGAGUCCGGCCCAUACAAAUACUGGGAAAGUCCCGAAAAGAUCCCGCUCGAAUCUACGCUUCGAAGCCACGUCUACGGUUCGGCCGAAGGCGAAGCGUACGUCUCCAGUCUUCGGAAAUUCGCGAGGACGCUCCCGGCAGAAAUACAACGAUAUGCGGACGAAUCCGUCAACAAAGCGAGCGGCGGGGCCGUUGAGAUCAUGGACACGGCUGUAGGAAUACUACAACAACCAGAGACCUUAAUGGCCCCUGUCACAGCCAAAGUGAGAACGGAAUGGGGAACCGUUGACGUCGGAGACCGUGUCCGGCAUCUGGAAAAAGCGUUCGAUCGUCUCAUUGAAAUCGCCGAGGUGGAACUCUAUCGCAAAGAGGGCGUUGACAUCAGGCCCAUUCUGCCACCUGCAGCCAUUGGCGUGCAGGACCCGGAAUUGGAAGCCCAGUUGCAACGGAAGGACCCGUCAUCCCUUCUGGGAAGCAAUAGCGCCGAUCUGGUGGACUGGUACGCCAAGCACGUCAAUCGCUUGAGCGGUGGCCAAGUCACGAUCGAGCAGGAAGCCAUGGUCGCCGAAAGGGUACGGAGACGCCUUCUGCAGCUGGUGUGCCAAGCACCCGAAAGCGAGUUCCAAGAAGCGCAGGGGAUUCCUUCGGUUGAGGUCAUACAGAAUAUGUAUACCGUUCCCGCCGCCGUAGCUGCUGCCGGCAUUGUCCGGCCAGCAGUCCCUACGCUUCCCAUGUAGUAAUUUCCGACUUUCGGA